Messenger RNA from Fusarium keratoplasticum, 2145 nucleotides. Its product is annotated as Pre-mRNA-splicing ATP-dependent RNA helicase PRP28. Gene Ontology annotation, biological process: mRNA splicing, via spliceosome. Gene Ontology annotation, cellular component: catalytic step 2 spliceosome. Bases 1 to 2145 code for a protein of 714 amino acids. Lineage: Eukaryota; Fungi; Ascomycota; Sordariomycetes; Hypocreales; Nectriaceae. The record is from RefSeq and is a predicted model, not a curated record. Gene Ontology annotation, molecular function: RNA binding; RNA helicase activity; ATP binding. The transcript has a single exon.
AUGCCUCUCGAUAUCGAAGAGAUCCUACGAAAGAAAAAGGCAGCAGACGCCGCCGCCGCCAAGCCUAGGUUCAUCCCCAAGGCCCAACGAGAGCGACUGGCAGCUGAAAAGGUCAAAAAGGAAGAGGAAGACAAGAAGCGCAAGGCCGCAGAGGACGCUCAACGGCGACGCGAGGAUGAACAGAAAUGGGCUGCCCGACCAAACGGCUCAUCAUCGACGCCCAGCGAAGCGACGAAUGGCUCUUCUUCGCGGGUGCCCACGGGGCCCAAGGCCAUGAACCAGGAGAAUGGUCGUGGAAGAGGGCGUGAAGGGAAAAAGGGGGACAAGGCGAACGGGGACAAGCGCUCGGCAGAGGACAUCGAGGCGUCUCUUUUACGAUCACGAUAUCUCGGCCCCGAAGUAAAUCAACAGUCCAACUUUUCGGCAAAGAAGAAGCGAAUGCGCACGACGGAGAGAAAGUUCAACUUUGAAUGGGACGCCGACGAAGACACAUCACGCGACAACGAUCCCUUAUACACGCGACAGAGCGCCAACCACAAUGGAUCCUUUGCCGGCGUCGGUGGCGAGUUUGACGAGGAGGCUGAAGAGCGAGCUCGCAAGCGCGCGAGAAUGAUCGAGCAGAGAGACCCGGAGAACGGAAAGGAGCGAGCGAAGGGAUUCAUGGAGGACUUCUUCCGAGCUCGCGACAAGGCCCGGCAACGCGCGGAUCGUACAGGUCUGGGCAAGCGGUGGUCAGAGAAGUCGCUGGAUGAGAUGCGCGAGCGCGACUGGCGCAUCUUCAAGGAGGACUUUGGUAUUGCGACAAAGGGCGGCAUGAUCCCUAACCCCAUGCGCAACUGGCGCGAGUCGAAUCUGCCACCUCGACUGCUCAGCGUUGUCGACCAGGUCGGCUAUAAGGAGCCUACACCCAUUCAGAGAGCUGCCAUCCCCAUCGCUCUCCAGGCUCGCGACCUCAUCGGUGUCGCCGUUACCGGUUCCGGAAAGACGGCGGCCUUCCUUCUGCCGCUGCUGGUGUACAUCUCCGACCUACCACCCCUGGAGGAUCAUAACAAGAACGAUGGCCCAUACGCCCUUAUCCUCGCCCCGACUCGAGAACUGGUGCAGCAGAUCGAAACCGAAGCCAAGAAGUUUGCCGACCCCCUCGGCUUCCGUUGUGUGAGUAUCGUCGGUGGUCACUCCCUCGAAGAACAAGCAUACGCCCUUCGCAACGGUGCCGAGAUCAUCGUCGCCACACCCGGUCGUCUGGUGGACUGCAUUGAGCGCCGACUCCUGGUGCUCGGCCAGUGCUGCUACGUCAUCAUGGAUGAGGCCGACCGCAUGAUCGAUCUGGGCUUUGAGGAGUCGGUCAAUAAAAUCCUCGACGCCCUGCCCGUGUCGAACGAGAAGCCCGACACGGACGAUGCAGAGAAUGCGCAGCUAAUGAAGCGCUACCUCGGCGGCAACGACCGCUACCGCCAGACCAUGAUGUACACGGCCACCAUGCCUCCGCUCGUCGAGAAGAUUGCAAAGAAGUACCUCCGCCGCCCGGCUGUCGUUACCAUUGGCAACGCCGGUGAGGCCGUUGACACGGUUGAGCAGCGCGUCGAGUUCGUCUCGGGCGAGGACCGCCGCAAGAAGCGCCUACAGGAGAUCCUCUCCUCCGAGGCCUUUGCACCCCCCAUCAUCGUCUUUGUCAACAUCAAGCGCAACUGCGAUGCUGUCGCGCGAGACAUCAAGGCCAUGGGAUGGUCUGCCGUUACACUUCAUGGUUCCAAGACCCAGGAGCAGCGAGAGGCCGCCCUGGCUUCGGUGCGUGCCGGACACACACAAGUACUGGUCGCCACCGAUCUUGCUGGUCGUGGUAUCGAUGUUCCCGAUGUUUCUCUCGUCGUCAACUUCAACAUGGCCACCAACAUCGAGAGUUACACCCAUCGUAUCGGUCGUACCGGUCGUGCCGGCAAGAGUGGUGUUGCCAUCACCUUCUUGGGCAACGAGGAUGCGGAUACCAUGUACGAUCUGAAGCAGAUCCUCAGCAAGAGCUCUAUUUCAAAGGUGCCAGAAGAGUUGAGGAGACACGAGGCUGCGCAGUCGAGACCGGUACGCGGUGGAGGUGGUGCAGCAAGGAGAGAAAAGGAGGAAGCGCCUGGGAAAGGAGGGUGGCAGUAA